AUGGGCUCAGCCGAGGUCCGCAUGGCUGUGUCUAAGAAGGAAGGGUGGUGUCCAGUGUUGGGACUGCGCCCCGGAAGGUUGCUACCUAGGCCACUUCAAGGCGCGGCGUUGGAAGGCGUGGGCCACAGCUCGGAGAACGUGAGUGAAUGGUACAAGGGAGGUGCUCAGAGGGCUGGGGGAAAGAUGGCGGUGGCGGGCGUGGGGCCGGGCAAGAGCCGGGGAGCAAGUGGACAUCGCUGUCUCGCUUGUCUAUGGUGGAGGGGAGCGCGCCUGCGCAAGCACCAGGUUGCCUGGUUCAGUUAA
Molecule: messenger RNA, 303 nt
Organism: Symbiodinium natans
Lineage: Eukaryota; Dinophyceae; Suessiales; Symbiodiniaceae
Source: the annotation of a GenBank genome assembly